Messenger RNA from Lactuca saligna, 1203 nucleotides. The record is from the annotation of a GenBank genome assembly. Lineage: Eukaryota; Viridiplantae; Streptophyta; Magnoliopsida; Asterales; Asteraceae.
AUGGCCUUCGUCUUCAUAGGAGGAUUGCUUUACCAACUUGAUCAAAUGCCUUGCGACAACGAUUGUUUUGAUGUUUCAAAUCUUUAUCUCAGUGUUGGAGCUGAACUCAUGGAGUCGCCUAUUGGGGGUCUACGACUCCUCACACUCAAAACACCCAUGAUUUUAAGCCACAUCAUCUGCUCCUCUACUAACAUCUAUCCGGCGACACUACUGGAACUUCCGGCAUCUAUGUUCCCGGAGUUUUCCCUUGCUUGUUGGUACAUAUCAUCAAGAACCUUUGGACUGAAACCGCCACGUAUAGAUGUGACUUCUGGAUAUUCCGACAUCCUUGCAAGGCCAAUAGAUGAAGCUCGAAAGAAGUCGGAGGUUCAUGGUCAGAUUGGAAGCAUCGUAAAUUUGGAAACGAAAAUUGAAAAGGCACCAGGCUUGAAUUUCAUUCUGUUCUUCUCCAUAUGCUUUGGAGGGUAUAGCCAUGAACAUGAAUCAGUCUUUGUUAGGUCAGUUAGUGAUGCACGCCCACAAGGCUUACCUAAUAACAAAGAUUGUUCUCUGAUAACAAAGAUCCAAAAAGUAGAUAAUAAUCCCACCCUUAAUCAGGUGAUAACUAUCGGGUUUUCUGCAAACACUGGAUACUUGAUUGGAGAUACAAAGGAACAUUGCAGGUGGUUUCCUUUCUUGAAAAGUAUAGCUUGGUAUGAGGCAAGUGGAAAUUUCAAGGCAUCUUUUUUAGUUGCAGUGCAGACAGGGUCUGAAAAUUCAAACUCAAAACCCCUGACGAAUUCUAGUAAAUCAUCUGUGGUUGAAGAAGAAGAUGAAGUUGAAACUUUUAAUGAUAAUCUAGGGGCAGUUUUCGUCAACUUGUUGACCAGCUUAUGUCAUUUACCAGUAGGUAUGCAUUCAGUGCUUAUUGUCAUGACUCUCACAUGGUUGUCAUGGUUCCCUUUCUUUCUUUUUUAUACGGAUUGGAUGGGGAGAGAGGUUUAUCAUGGGGACCCAAAAGGAGAUACUACCAAAGUUCAAGCUUAUGAUGAUGGUGUUAGAGAACGUGCUUUUGGUGGUUCAUUGUUAAUGAAAGCUAUUGGACGGGAAGGAGAAAGUAUACUAGCCCUUGAGACACUAAAACGUGUGGUGGUUGCUGGAAAUAGGGCAUGGCAUGCACCUGUUGCACAAGGUCUUAGGUUAAUAAUCAUGUUGGGUAUCUAA